AUGUCACAACAAGAUAUAAUCACGCAAGUAACACCUGAUUCAUAUGGAACUAUACCACAAGUAUCCUAUGAUGAUAAUGAAGAUAUUGAUAUUGAUUAUAAUUCCAAAAUACAUUUAAAUAUCCGUGGUAAAGAAUUUAUAAUCACUAGAGAUGAAUUAAUGAGUUUACCUGAAAGCAUAUUAUUAUGUCUUUUCCCCAAUGGGGUAUUCUUGGAUGUAAAUGGUCAAAUAAUAACCAAUUUAACUGAAGAUGAUAUUGUCUAUGUCAAUUUUGAUCCAGUUUGUUUCCAAUAUAUAAUUGAAGUCUUUCAAGAAGCAGCUAAGGAUUUGGAAGAAAUGGAACAACACCACCAACAACAGCAACAACUGUCUCAGGCGUCUCCUACUAAUAGCUUCUUAAAUAUUCAUAAAACUAAUCAUUCAGCAAAUCAACAAGAAAAUGUCUUACAAUCAAAACCAGCUAUAAUUGUAUUACGUGAAGAUUUAGAUUUUUAUGUAAUCCCUCCAUUUUCCGGAAUAAACAGUGAACAAAUGAAACAAUUAAAACUAGGAGUCUCAAUAGAAUUGCUCAAAAAUAAACUAAUAUUCUCAGGCUUAGGAUAUAAGUUUGAUCAAAAUCAAUCACCACAUCAACAACAACAUCCUACGAGCUCCGGAUUAGGACCUGCUGAACAGCAUCUUUUCGACAUGCUAUGUUCGUCAGGAUUUGAUCCUACAGAAAAAUGGGGCUCAAGAUCCCUUGAACCUAACAAAUGCGUCAUAUCAUCUCUUUCAUUAAUAAGAUUGAAAUCACCGCAGCCCCCAUCAGAACCUGAUUCACCUUCACUCACCCCAACAAAUUCAAAUACCGGUACUGCUGGAGGUUCACCCAAUGCCAAACGCUCCCGGUCAAGAAUAGCUCAAUUGGCAACUAGCGCAAGUCGGGCCGCGUCUAGAUCAUUAUCUUCUACUCCAACACUUCGAGCUAAACACCGUCAUGUGGAUACUUCGAACCAAACGAAAUUAUUGUUGUUUUGGAGAAAACCUGCGCGGAAAUGUUGGUGGUCUGAUUCCGAGGUUGAGAUUGAGUUGGAUGCUCCUGGAUUGUUUAAUGGGAAUGAAGAAGUACAGAAUGGUGGGAAUAAAAGAAUCGCUGUUAAAGUUCAUAUUCGCAGAGUAUGGACGUUGGAGUUGUCGGUGAUUGGAGUACUGUAG
This is a messenger RNA of Hemisphaericaspora subhashii, 1194 nucleotides long. RefSeq lists its product as uncharacterized. The record is from RefSeq and is a predicted model, not a curated record. Gene Ontology annotation, cellular component: nucleus. The coding region runs from base 1 to 1194 and encodes 397 amino acids. NCBI's taxonomy places the organism in Eukaryota, Fungi, Ascomycota, Pichiomycetes, Serinales, Debaryomycetaceae. Gene Ontology annotation, molecular function: RNA binding. The transcript has a single exon.